Messenger RNA from Mandrillus leucophaeus (drill), 2220 nucleotides. RefSeq names its product solute carrier family 16, member 6 (gene SLC16A6). Lineage: Eukaryota; Metazoa; Chordata; Mammalia; Primates; Cercopithecidae. The record is from RefSeq and is a predicted model, not a curated record. The transcript has 4 exons. Gene Ontology annotation, biological process: monocarboxylic acid transport; transmembrane transport. Gene Ontology annotation, molecular function: monocarboxylic acid transmembrane transporter activity. Bases 49 to 1338 code for a protein of 429 amino acids.
CCCCUUGCCACAGUCCUGAGCAAUCGUUUCGGACACCGUCUGGUGGUGAUGUUGGGGGGGCUACUUGUCAGCACCGGGAUGGUGGCCGCCUCCUUCUCACAAGAGGUUUCUCAUAUGUACGUCGCCAUCGGUAUCAUCUCUGGUCUGGGAUACUGCUUUAGUUUUCUCCCAACUGUAACCAUCCUAUCACAAUAUUUUGGCAAAAGACGUUCCAUAGUCACUGCAGUUGCUUCCACAGGAGAAUGUUUCGCUGUGUUUGCUUUCGCACCAGCAAUCAUGGCUCUGAAGGAGCACAUUGGUUGGAGAUACAGCCUCCUCUUCGUGGGCCUACUACAGUUAAACAUUGUCAUCUUCGGAGCACUGCUCAGACCCAUCAUCAUCAGAGGACCAGGGUCACCGAAAACAGUCAUCCAGGAAAAUCGGAAAGAAGCGCAGUAUAUGCUUGAAAAUGAGAAAACACGAACCUCAAUAGACUCCAUUGACUCAGGAGUAGAACUAACUACCUCACCUAAAAAUGUGCCUAGUCACACUAACCCGGAACUGGAGCCGAAGGCUGACAUGCAGCAGGUCCUGGUGAAGACCGGCCCCGGGCCGAGUGAAAAGAAAGCCCCGCUGUUAGACUUCACCAUUUUGAAAGAGAAAAGUUUUAUUUGUUAUGCAUUAUUUGGUCUCUUCGCAACACUGGGAUUCUUUGCACCUUCCUUGUACAUCAUUCCUCUGGGCAUCAGUCUGGGCAUUGACCAGGACCGCGCUGCUUUUUUAUUAUCUACGAUGGCCAUUGCAGAAGUUUUCGGGAGGAUCGGAGCUGGUUUUGUCCUCAACAGAGAGCCCAUCCGUAAGAUUUACAUUGAGCUCAUCUGCGUCAUCUUAUUGACUGUGUCUCUGUUUGCCUUUACUUUUGCUACUGAAUUCUGGGGUCUAAUGUCAUGUAGCAUAUUUUUUGGGUUCAUGGUUGGAACAAUAGGAGGAACCCACAUUCCACUGCUUGCUGAGGACGAUGUCGUGGGCAUUGAGAAGAUGCCUUCUGCAGCUGGGGUCUACAUCUUCAUUCAGAGCAUAGCAGGACUGGCUGGACCGCCCCUUGCAGGUUUGUUGGUGGACCAAAGUAAGAUCUAUAGCAGAGCCUUCUACUCCUGUGCAGCUGGCAUGGCCCUGGCUGCUGUGUGCCUCGCCCUGGUGAGACCGUGUAAGAUGGGACUGUGCCAGCGUCAUCAUUCAGGUGAAACAAAGGUAGUGAGCCAUCGUGGGAAGACUUUACAGGACAUUCCUGAAGACUUUCUGGAAAUGGAUCUUGCAAAAAAUGAGCACAGAGUUCACGUGCAGAUGGAGCCAGUAUGACACACUUACUCACAACAACAGCCACUGUGUUGGCUGGAGAGGGAUGGGAUGGGCCCGACGGGGACACAAGGAGGUAGAGGAGCUAACCCCUCUACUCCACUUUCAAAACUACAUUUUAAAGGGAAUGUGUAUGUGAAGAGCACUACGAACAUCGUGUUUGUUUUGUUUUGUUUUAAGCUUUCCUUUUUGCUUGUUUUUAAAGCCAAAACAAAAAACAACCAAGCACUCUUCCAUAUGUAAAUCUGGCUGUAUUCAGUAGCAAUACAAAAGAUAUAUAGAAAGACUCUUUGGUUCACAUUCCAAUAUUAAAAUAGUGACAUGAACUGGCAAAGUGGUUUUAAAAGCUUUCACGUGGGACAAAUGAUUUUCUUUCUUUCUUUUCUUUCUUCCUAUGGUCUUGUCUGAAUAAACUACUGUCUUGAAUAAAACAACAUCCAACCCAGGUCAUUGAAAUGAAAUUGGCCAGUCAAAAAAAAAAAAAAAGACUUAAAUCAUUUAAAAAAUUCCUAAUUUUCAGAAAUAUUGAAUAAAUAGUUUUUGUUAAACCUUUUGUAAAAUACCAAGGCUCCCAUUAACAAAUUACGGCCUCUGCUUGCUGGAGAUGAAGUAUAGUUGAAGACCAAACAUUUUACUAAUAAACAAAUUUUAAGUAUAUACAUAACUUGAACUUCAUAAAUGUGAAGAUUACCACUUCUUUUUAUGGCCAGUCCUUACCAGAAGUAUUUCAGUACAGAAUAUACAAAAUGGCAUUUAAAAAUGUGUUUCCUGUUGCUUUUAGUUAUACAGAAAUAUGUGACUGUAGUGUCUUUAAUUUAAACCACUAUUUAUUAUUAAGUUAUUCUAGGAUGAUUAAAGUAAUCAAAAAAAAAAUUGGAGACAUAA